Messenger RNA from Styela clava, 1624 nucleotides. RefSeq lists its product as uncharacterized. The record is from RefSeq and is a predicted model, not a curated record. NCBI's taxonomy places the organism in Eukaryota, Metazoa, Chordata, Ascidiacea, Stolidobranchia, Styelidae.
UAUCACAUACUGAAGCGGCACCCUGUAUUAUAUAUAUUGAAUUGUAGAAUAAUGCUGUCCGCUUUAAAUUUCUUUUUAUUUGGUUUUUCAAUUUUUUUUAAACUUUUUCAUAUAGAUGACGACUUGGCUGUUUUGUUUCGAAUAUAUAUUUUGGUGCUGCCAUUCAAUUAAUCCUUUUUACUUUUUAACCCUUCAUCCCACUGAAGUGGGAAAUCGCCGUGAUAGAUAGCAACCGAAAAUAAAUAUCUGAAUCUGAAAAUACAACUUUAAUUGGAAAAGAAAUUUGUGUGGCAACUCAUGGCUCUACAUCAUCAUUAUGCAAACUGUGCAAAUCUACUAUUGUGCCAAGGAAUCCAAAUCGGAAAAAUCAUGGGGCUCUCGUAUUAAGCAAAUUUGUUGACUUUUUUAAGUCUUGAUUUGGCUCUUUUUAUCGCUGGGAUCUGGCAACCCUGAUCGUUCUUUUCGUACCUUCCUGAUGUUGUAAAAUCAAAUUUAUGUUGGGUAGCAAAUGAAAUGAACUUCAAAAUAAAACCUUAGUGGACUUGCUUGGAUUAUUGGUUGGCGCGCAACAUUCAAAUUUAUUGCAAUAUUUUUCUUGUUGUGCGACGUUUUUCUAUCGCAGCGUGGUGUACACGCUCAAAAUGUAAGCGAUAUUUUAUCCCUUCCAAACGCCAUAUAAAGUAUUUUCUUAUAUUGCUGGGUAGGAAAUUAGCUUUUGAUCCAAGCAAGACCAUAAAAAACAUUUCUCAUGGUUUACACACAGUAUUACAAAACGUCGCGCAAAUUUUCAUAUGCGACAUUAGAGGUCUAUAAUAGUAAGAAACUAGCAUUCGUAUAACACAGAUUAUGGCAGAUUGGAAAAAGAUCUGUGCUUUGCUAUUGGCCGUCGCCGGAAUUUCUUCAUCCAAGGAACCACCAGACGGCGUUUGCGUGCGGAAAUUGGUCAACGGAAAACUUGUCUCCGUGGGAUCGUGUGAGAAUGACAACGGCCAGGACAUCAUGGAUGAAAUUCGAGCAAGACUGGAAGAAACCAAAAGGAAAGAGAGAGAAAAGUUAGAAGAAAGCAAGAGACUGGAGAGAGAAAACUGCGAUGUCAUGUACAACUCGAAAUGCUUCAUUUUCAUACGCUCUACAACGAGAUAUGACGCAGCAAAGGCACUUUGUACUAAAAUUGGUGGUCAGUUAGCCAAUAUAUAUGACCAGAUCCACUACAAAAAGAUUGAAGAUUACCUGCGAACCAAAACGACUUAUGUUCUUUAUGUGUGGAUUGGAUUAGUUUAUCAGAACAGAAAGCUCUACUUGAAUACAGGACAAGAAGUGACAUUUCCAAUUGAGUAUUGGUACGGCGGAAAUAAAACUCCGACUGAUGAUUCAUCUUGGACAAGAACUAAUCUGUACGUCAGUGAAGAUCCGACUUCUCGUGGUAUUGCCGUUCCUCCGCCUACUUCUGAAGCGUACGGCCCGCUAUGUGAAAAUUAAAUACUAACAUAACGAUUCCUACGUUUUGGACACGUUUAGUGGUCAUAACGAUCGUUUCAAAAUUUUGUUGUUAUUGUUAUUUUCCUGCGUCAUUAUCAUUAAAAAAUCGCUUUUCUCCUCGAAUACUGGACCAAUUGCUUUGGAA